Molecule: messenger RNA, 1637 nt
Organism: Triticum urartu
Lineage: Eukaryota; Viridiplantae; Streptophyta; Magnoliopsida; Poales; Poaceae
Source: RefSeq, a predicted model, not a curated record
UUUGCCUCGCCGUCCCCCGCUAUAAAGCCACGGACGGCCUCGGCUUCCACUAACUUUUGCUUCGCCGUGGAAGGGAUCGUCGUAGCUGGCUUAGCUUGCUGCUUUGCUUCCAAGUGUUGCUGCUGGUGGUGCUGUGGUAGUGUGGUAGUGUGGUGUGAGGUGUGAUGGAGCUGCAGGGGCUGGGGAGGUACUGGGGCGUGGGCGGCAGGAGGUGCGGGUCGUGCCGGGGGUCGCCGGCGGCGGUGCACUGCCGGACGUGCGAUGGGGGCAGUGGGGACGGGGCGUACCUGUGCGCGGGCUGUGGCGAGGGGCACGCGCGGGCGGGGCACGAGAGGGUGUGGGUCUGCGAGGUGUGCGAGCUCGCGCCGGCCGCGGUCACCUGCAAGGCCGACGCCGCCGCGCUCUGCGCCGCCUGCGACGCCGACAUCCACCACGCCAACCCGCUCGCGCGCCGCCACGAGCGCGUCCCCGUGCAGCCCAUCGGGUCCUCGUCACCCGAGGGGCAGGAGCAGGAGCAGGAUGCGUUCGUGAUGUCGUUCGGCGGCUCGGUCGACGGGGAGAAGCAGCAGAACCCCGUGGUGAACCUGAACGACGCUCUGGAGGCCGGCGCCGGCGGGAAGGAGAACGUGAAGCUGGACUUCCUGUUCGCGGACAUGAUGGACCCUUUCUUCGGCUCCGAGCUCCCGCGCUUCCCGCACGCCGACAGCGUUGUCCCCAGCGGCGGCGCGGUGGAGCUGGACUUCGGUGGCGUCGCCGCCCCCGUCGUCGUCUCCAACCCGUCCUACAGCUCCUACACGGCGGCGUCGCUCGGUGGAAGUCAGGGCUCGUCGUCGGAGGUCGGCUUGGUGCCGGACGCGAUCUGUGGCCGAGGCGGCGGCAUCAUCGAGCUGGACUUCGCACAGUCCAAGGCCGCGUACCUGCCCUACACCCCCACACCAAGCCACAGUACCGUCUCCUCGGUGGAUGUUGGGUCGGUGCCGGAGCGGAGCGACAGCGCCGUCGCGGCGGCGACGCCGGCGACGGGGGAGGGGAGGGAGGCGCGUCUGAUGCGGUACCGCGAGAAGCGCAAGAACCGGCGGUUCGAGAAGACCAUCCGGUACGCGUCCCGGAAGGCCUACGCCGAGAGCAGGCCGCGCGUCAAGGGCCGCUUCGCCAAGCGCGCCGACGACGCGGACACCGACGCCGUCGCGGCGGCCACGAUCACCACGCCGGGGCCAUGCGUGCUCGACUUCGGCAGCUACGGCGUCGUGCCCACCUUCUGAGGCGGCGCCUGAUUUGGUGUCCAUUUCCUCCGGCGAGCGUGCCGGCUGGGUGCCUAAUUAAAUCCGGCACCGCCAUGGCCGGCACGAGCGCGCCGACGUGCAUGCGUCGUGUUCCCUCUUGUAUAAUUGCAUGUAAUGUUUUUCGAGCUGGCUGAUCGCUGGCUGGCGUGUAGUAUACUGUAAUCAACAUGCACGCACGCACGCACGCAUGUUUUGCUAGAACUAGAAUAAUACAGAUAGUUCUAGUUGACUAGUCUACUACCCUGUACCCUUUCCCUGGGCUAGCUUGAUGCCAAAUUAGGCUAGGGCAAUGUAACGUGUUUGCUGGAACAGCUUAGUUCUAGUUUUGGAUCCACAGGAUACUUAUCUCCAAAA